This is a messenger RNA of Etheostoma cragini (Arkansas darter), 608 nucleotides long. RefSeq names its product 2-iminobutanoate/2-iminopropanoate deaminase-like. Lineage: Eukaryota; Metazoa; Chordata; Actinopteri; Perciformes; Percidae. Gene Ontology annotation, molecular function: deaminase activity. Gene Ontology annotation, cellular component: cytosol. The record is from RefSeq and is a predicted model, not a curated record. The transcript has 6 exons. Bases 180 to 590 code for a protein of 136 amino acids.
UAUGCACUCACUCCCUCGUACAAACAAUGGGGGUGUGAAAAUGUUUUUGCACGUCUAAAACGUUUUUUACAGUAAAGCAGCUCUCGGUAGGUCAUCCAGUGCUCUUGCAGGUUUUCGUUCUCCAAAAGCUCUGCAGCCACAGCAAUUGUUUUGGGUUGACUACAAAUAUUCUUAAUAAAAUGGCUGCAUUAAUCAGGAGGAUUAUCAGCACAACAAAAGCUCCUGCUGCUAUCGGCCCGUACAGCCAAGCAGUGGUGGUAGAUCGGACCAUGUACAUCUCAGGACAGCUGGGGAUGGAUCCUGCCAGUGGACAGUUGGUGGAAGGGGGCGUUCAGGCUCAAACCAGACAGGCUCUUGUAAAUAUGGGUGAAAUCCUUAAAGCAGCUGGGUGCGGUUAUGAGAACGUUGUCAAAACCACGGUGCUCUUAGCUGACAUGAAUGACUUCACCAACGUCAACGGCGUUUACAAGCAGUUUUUCAGCACUAACUACCCAGCCAGAGCUGCAUACCAGGUUGCUGCACUCCCCAGAGGUGGACUGGUUGAGAUAGAAGCAGUUGCUGUUUUAGGCCCUCUGACCGAUGCUUCCUAACAAGCACAUCUAUCAAAA